Molecule: messenger RNA, 3776 nt
Organism: Ostrea edulis (European flat oyster)
Lineage: Eukaryota; Metazoa; Mollusca; Bivalvia; Ostreida; Ostreidae
Product: ras-related protein Ral-A-like
Exons: 5
Coding region: 179-784 (201 amino acids)
Biological process (GO): Ras protein signal transduction
Cellular component (GO): plasma membrane
Molecular function (GO): GDP binding; GTPase activity; GTP binding
Source: RefSeq, a predicted model, not a curated record
UGGUAGUGGGAAAAUCCCACAAUGCACUGAUUUUCGCCAUUUCCACUUUAAAGUUCACUGGAUAUGUGAAGUCUUCGUUAUAUAUGUAAAAGAAACACUGUAUAUACGUACUCUGUCAUUAUUUUGUGAGUUAGAAAUACAAGACUUGGGCUGGUGGGGAACUCACAAAGAAAUCAAGAUGUCGAAGGCAAAGACACAACAACCACAAGUUAUCCACAAAGUAAUAAUGGUGGGGAGUGGUGGGGUAGGUAAAUCCGCCCUGACCCUACAGUUUAUGUAUGAUGAGUUUGUUGAAGACUAUGAGCCAACCAAAGCAGAUUCCUACAGAAAGAAAGUUGUGUUAGAUGGUGAGGAAGUCCAAAUAGACAUUUUAGACACCGCUGGUCAGGAGGAGUAUGCUGCAAUCAGGGACAAUUAUUUCAGGAGUGGCGAGGGCUUUCUGUGUCUGUUCUCUAUCACAGAACAGGAGUCAUUUCAGGCCACAGUAGAUUUUAGAGAACAAAUUUUACGAGUGAAAAAUGAUGACACAAUACCAUUUUUACUGGUGGGAAACAAAGCCGAUUUAGAAGACAAGCGAUAUGUCAGCGUGGAGGAAGCUCAAGAACGGGCCAAGCAGUGGAAUGUGCCCUACGUGGAAACUUCGGCUAAAACUAGAGCAAACGUUGACAAGGUAUUUUAUGAUUUAAUGAGAGCCAUAAGAGAUAGAAAAAUGGAAGCAAGUCGACAGACCAAUGGAAAGACUAAUAAUAAAAAGAACAAAAAACGGAAGUGUACAAUUUUAUAACAGUAUGACUGAAGAAUUUCUAAUGGAGACAAAGCUCUCUGUUCAUUGCCUUUGACAAACAUUUAUAAGAAACACAAGAGAGCACAAAUGAUCUUGAGAGGAUGACCUUCAGCACAAGCAAGAUUACUUCAAGGUCAUUUGCAUGAUGGAUUCAACUUUUUACUCAAAUCAACUGAUGCCGAUUUUAUUUUGCAGACAUGUAUAGAAUCUAAGUUGCUGUGUAGCUUUACAAGCUUUUACAAUGAUUUUAUAAAGUUCACACCUAUACAUACAAACUAUUUUUUAUUUAUGUAGAUAUGAGAAAUUGUGUGUGUGCAUGUGUUCAAAUAUGAUAUUAGUACAAUCUUCAUUAGAAAAGCUCCACGAUAUGGUACCUAUAUAAGAGCUUAUUUAAAGUACAGAUGAAGCACCAAUUUUGAAAUGAUUAUUUUUUCUGAGGUACAAUUACUUGAUGUACUUUAUGCAGAAUCUGUGUUGUCAUGUAAAUCUGUAUGCAUGUAUAUUAGGCAUUUUUCAUAAAGAAUUGUUGAAAACAAUAUUAAAAGUUUUCACAUUAUUGGAAUUGAGACGUUUUGUUAAAAAAAAAUGUAAGCAACAAUGGCUUCAAAGGUCCUGUAAAAUACAUGUAUAAAUGUAUGCAGCAAUGCUAUUGAUGGUGUUUUUCUUGUACAUAAAUCAUCAGGGCCAUACAUUGGGUAAUGUUUAUUGUAUUUCAAUUGGAAAAUUCUGUAUAAAAUUCCUGCCAGAUACUUCAUUCGCGUAGAAAGGGUAGAGGGGGGAGAAACUACUUGAUUGUCUUAAUUAUAUGAAUGCUUGUUGAUUGUCUCAAUGUUCAUUAAUUUUUUUUUUUUUUUUUACUUUCAUCAAAUUUUUGGGAAUUAUGCUGUGAAAGGAUGGGCUAACUGCGUGUCAUAUAUGUGGAAUACAUUUUAUUUUAUUCCACAAUGAUAUAUAUGUAGUCCUGUGAUGAUUUAUAAAGUAUGGGAUUAGUCUCCUUGCUUUAGUAGUAAAAGAAAAUAAUGUAUGUAUUGUCCUUUUACUACACAAUUACACGUACAUGUUUCUCUUCUCAAGUUCUAGUGCUGUUGCUUAAAUUUGAAACUGGAAAUGGGCAGAACAAAUCAAUGCAUUGAUGUGGUGGCAAAUCAAAUUAAAAGAAAUGUAAGUCAUAUUUAAAGAAUUUUGACUUCGAUGGGAGUAUAAACAAAGACAGAUGAAAAGUUUCAAGAAUGUUUCCAUGAAGGGGGGUGGUAAGGAAAAAAAUCAUUAAAAAUUGUGAACCACUAUAUCAAUAGACACCCUGCAUCAAGAGAAAGUACGUUUAAUAUUCUACAGAAUGAGCAUUGGGAUGGAUUCUUUAGUGUCUAAAGGUCACGGUGCUGGGGUCACUCUAACAAGAAAUAAAAACUUGAUGCAUAGUUAGGAAAACCAGAAAAGAAUAUACCAAAAUUGUGUUUUCACAUCCCCAGGCUUUUGCCUGUAGGAUGGUUCCAAAUUAGCUAUAUUGUGUUAAUGUUACAUAUUUUAUGUUGGGAGAACAGGAAUUUUUUUUCUAGAUUUCAUAGCCCUUGGGACUAGUGAUACUUUUAACUAAUACCGGUACUCAGGUGACCGGUAAGGCCUGUUGGUCUUUUGUCACCUUCAUAUUUAGUUUUCUCUCUUUUGAUGCCUAGACUGUGCAUGCCUAUUUAGCGGAACUUAUACAGGCCUAAGUCUGAAGGGUAUGGAAAUCUGAAGAAAUGCUUUAAUGAAACUCCUAUCCUUAUCGCAUAUUUUAGGAUCUAUGAAGUUGGACAGAAUAAAGGGAGAACUUUUUAGUUUUAAUGACUGAUGGAAUGCAACUUCCUUUUACAAUCCAUUUCAAAUAUGUUGAUAUCCUCCCCAGGGGCCCAGUGCAAGGGAUGGGGGGUGGGGUGGGGUGGGGGGGGGUCACAAUCUCUAUUUUUGGCUAUUGCACAUUUUUGCACAAAGUUUUGGAAAGGAUACAAGCAUUGCCAGCAGGUGCAUUUGAACUUGAUGAGGUUUUCCAUUGUGUGUGUUAAUGAGGCUAAGUAUGUACAUAGUAGUAUAACAGUUCUGUAGAAACAGGACAGCCAAAUGCCUGUACAUUUCGAUUAUCAGAUAAAUGUACUCAGUACACUAUGGUAAGUCAUCCAUUUAUUGGUACUGUGGGUACUUCACAGUAGUAUUGCUUUGUAAAUUUACUUACUUUUAAUUUAUUCAUUAUAUAUGUAUUUAAAAAAACCCAACUCUAUACACAUUUUGUGCUCAUGUACAUUGUACCAGUAAACAUAAUUUUUUUUAUGCGUAUUGUGUGUAUAUAUGUAGAGGUAAAUCAACAAGUUCUGGGUUUGAUUCUAUAUAUCUGGUAAAUCAAUCAUUCUGGAAUGAAAUUUUUUUUAAUUUUGUGCGCCAUUAUCAACGCAGGAUGGUUUUAAAUCGGAUGAAAAUUAAAACGUGUUUUCUAGCUGGUGACUAACACCACAAAGCUGCUCAAUCAGAAAGGAAGAGGGAUCUGAAUUGCUGUUGAAUUUUUUUUUUAAUUUUUUUUUUUGUUAUGUUGUUGUAUAACUAAAGCUAUAACAUAAAUUUUUGUUUAAAAUUGCAUAAUAUUUGAAGGCAUUUCCCAUUUGAUUUCAUUGAUAUAUAUUCUUAAGAAAGUAAGUACAUUAAUUUCUAGAUAAAAAUCCUUACUAGCUGAAGUACUCCAGAGGGUAAUGACACGGCAGGUGCAUGUAAACAAGCCAAAGUAGUGUCCCUUUGGUUAUAAAUGCUUGUUAUAUUUAAAAAACAAUUGAUUUUUAUGUGUCAUGUUAAUUUUUUAAAAAUCCCACAACAGCUGAGCUACAUGUCGAUGUAAAUGAUUAGUCAUUAAAUCUAGUGGCUUUUCUGUGUGUAUCUCAUUACUGACCCAUUCUUAUGUACAUUAUUAUGCCUUCCAUAUGCAUCUGAAAUACAUGUAUACUUUAAAAUAAAGACACUGUUAAUUGCG